Dama dama (fallow deer) is the source of this 2661-nucleotide messenger RNA. RefSeq names its product DNA replication complex GINS protein PSF1. The coding region runs from base 121 to 711 and encodes 196 amino acids. The record is from RefSeq and is a predicted model, not a curated record. Gene Ontology annotation, biological process: DNA replication; DNA strand elongation involved in mitotic DNA replication. The transcript is spliced from 7 exons. NCBI's taxonomy places the organism in Eukaryota, Metazoa, Chordata, Mammalia, Artiodactyla, Cervidae. Gene Ontology annotation, cellular component: GINS complex.
GGGCGGAGGCGGGUCGGCACUGCGCUCUGGGGAACAAUAGGAGCAAAAGCCGUAGGGAACAGUGAGUGAGGCGGCCGUUUGGGUGAGAGCCGGUGGUCCAAAGGGCCCGGUGCCUGGGCCAUGUUCUGCGAGAAGGCCAUGGAGCUGGUCCGGGAGCUGCACCGCGCGGCCGACGGAAGGCUGCCUGCUUUCAACGAAGAUGGACUGAGGCAAGUUCUGGAGGAGAUGAAAGCUUUAUAUGAGCAAAACCAAUCUGAUGUGAAUGAAGCAAAGUCAAGUGGACGAGGUGACCUGAUACCAACCAUCAAGUUUCGACACUGUUCUUUGCUGAGAAAUCGGCGUUGCGCUGUAGCCUACCUGUAUGACCGGCUGCUUCGGAUUAGAGCACUCAGGUGGGAAUAUGGCAGUGUCUUGCCAAGUGCUUUACGAUUUCACAUGUCUGCUGAAGAAAUGGACUGGUUCAAUCGUUAUAAAAAGUCCCUUGCUACCUACAUGAGGUCAUUGGGAGGAGACGAAGGUUUGGACAUCACACAGGAUAUGAAACCUCCAAAAAGCCUAUAUAUAGAAGUGCGGUGUCUAAAAGACUACGGAGAAUUUGAAGUUGAGGAUGGUAUUUCAGUGCUAUUAAAAAAAAAUAGCCAGCACUUUUUACCUCGUUGGAAGUGCGAGCAGCUGAUUAGACAAGGAAUUCUGGAGCACGUGCUGUCAUGACCCCUGGGCGGAUGGCUGCUAAGACUCCCUCCUGGUGUGAGACUGCACCCAACCAAGGUCACUUCUCCACCUCCCCAAGGCCCACUGCUUUUUGGUUCUAAAAUUGAGACAUUCUUUAACCAGGAAUGCUUGGCGGAGGAGUAUGGUUUGUUUUUUUCUUUCAUUUGGUCGUUAGUUUCUCUUUUAUUUCAUUUCUGAAUGUAAUUCCAUUACCUUGCAUGGUAAACAUAUUUGUGAAUCUAUGUUGUAUGUUUGUACUUUGAAGUAUUGGUUCUCAAAAGAGAAUUUGCACUCUGGCCGUACAGAGACUCCACAGACAUCCACCCUGCUGUCCACAGCUCUAGAGCGAUGUCUACGAUCAGGAUUCUAGCAGAUGCUGUGCCUAAAGAGAAUGCUUCCCGGCUCGUAUACUGCCAUCUUCUCAUUCUGUCUUCACAACAUGCGAGAGGUUUGAUUUUCUAUUGUCCAGGAUUCUACCCUGUGUGUAGUAAGUUGUAUCUGUAAUCAUAACAUUUCUACAAUUCCCAAAAUACUGUCGUGUGUUUUAGCUUCAUGAAAGUAAACAUUCGUUACAUGUUCAUCUCUUAAACAUUGAGGGAGAGUUUCGCCUGGAUGUACAGGGAGGUCUUAUGUCCCUGGGCCUCUUGUAUUGUUGCUGGAAGUGUGCCUGUGCAAGCCAGGGAGCUGGGUUUCUGAAGUUUGUGUUUCCAAAUCACAGGGGCAGGUGGAGCCGGUGGUCUUCAGAGCACACAAUGGAUUUUGCCCAUUUCCAGCAGUGGUGGCUGGUCUUGCUCGUGCUUGUCUGUGAGCUUGUGUCGCAGGAUAUCCAUUUUGGAAAGGGAAGUUGAGAUUGGGGCUAGGAAAGGAAUUUUGUGCAAUUUCCCCCCAAGAGUCAUGUUGACCAGGAAGUCACAUGAAGAGCUGAUCGGCUAAGUGGAGGGUAAUUUCUACUGCCCAAUAAAAUGAUAGGCGGAGAGGCACCACGUGGUCCUACCUGUUGGUCAGUGGCCUUUCUCCACCAGUCCCCUCCAUGAACAGCCCAGUAAUCUCAGAGACAUUCAAGUUUAAAAUACAGAUAAACCCAGUACCUGGCACUCUCUGCAGUAUAUUUCUUAAACGGGAAUAUUUCUGGCCAAAAUUCUACUCAAGUAGUCAAACUAUGAGAGCCUCUACCUAAGGUGUGGAUCUGCAUAUUUUCACAACACAUGUAUUAAUACUUAGUCACCAAGUGGCCCUUGGCAGAUUCUUUUCCAGGCUGUGCGGUUCAUAGGAUCUGUUUCCCGACCAGAGACUGAACCUGUGCCCUGGGCAUUGAAAGCACAGAACUCUAAAAUAAUUCCUUCCAUAGAUUCAUAGCCAGAUCGGAUUUUCAUCUGAAUCUCUGCCAAUAAACAAUAAGGAAAGUUUCCCUAGUGAGUGGGGUGGAUGAUGUGUUAACUGUAGCUCAGUGGUCACUGCCCUGCAUCCUGUUCUUCCAAGCAUGUGGAGCCACGUGCAGGUGAGCCCAGAGGCCGUGUGAGUCAGCUGUGAGGAGGAGCCUGCGGCAGAGGCCGCGGCCCUGUUGCCAGCCCAGCAUCAUUUCUGUAUAUAAACCAUAGAUGUACUUUUCUGAUUCAUUCCCAAAAUAAAAUAAUUAUGUUUCUUACUUGAAGUAAAUGUAUACUGGUUGAACAAUUAAAGUGUUGUAGGUUUUAUUGAUUUAUGUUGAUUUGGUUCUAUAGAGUUGUAGCUAGAAUUUUAAAAUGCAUGUUUUUUUAUUUAAGGGUAAUAUAAGUGCACAAUUAAAAAGAUAAAACAUACAAUGUAGAAAAUGAAAGUAAGUUCCUAUUUUACCUACUGAAUGCCGCCAUCCAGUGUGCCCAGUGUUUUAUUCCUCAUGUGAAUGAAUCUUUUCUGUUAUAUUUUCUAACAGGUUUUGGAUGAUAAAUAUUAAAAAGCAGUAAAUUAUGA